CGAAAGUCAGCGCGCACCCACGACUGUCCAAACAAACGCGCUACUCUCGGGAUAUUGCAGGCGGUAGAGUUGCAAGUAGGUAUCGCAGACUGCAUUCCGAGUGCGCUACGCGAGGAGCACGAGCGUCAGAUCAGAGCCAAGUUGAUAAGCGGAUUCGUCGAAAUGACGAGUGAUGCGUGAACUUUGAAGAAGUCCGGCGAUUCAGCAAAGUCCCUCGAGUGGAAAGUGUGAGGAAAAGUCGAGAAGCAAUCAAGAGGUACAACGAGAGCCAAAAGCAGUCGAGAAGAAGAGUGCUAAAGCAGAGAUAGAGAACAGCAAACCGAGUAGGGCAGCACAGCUGACUGCAGGUUAGGAUCGAGCGGGUAAGCGCAAUAACCACGAAGACGACGGCUGAGCUGGGCGAGGAGGCGGAGCGGACAGGCGGGCGCCUGUUCGCGAGGCGUGAGUCGAUGAUCAAGGAGAUGGCUGACGACGAGGCGACCCAGGCGACCAACGACGACGCCAGCGAGUGCAAGAAGAGCGCGGUCCAGCUGGGCUACUGGUCCGACAACUUUAUCGGUCUGUUUGUCAAGCAGAGCACGCGCAAGGCACCCGAGAUCAAUCGCGGUUACUACGCUCGCGUCAAGGGCGUCGAGGUCUUUGUCGACAAGUUUAUUAAGAUAUCCGGUGGAAAGGGUCAAAUAAUUAAUCUGGGUGCUGGAUUCGAUACUCUGUACUGGAAACUAAAGGACGCUGGAACUACUCCGUUGAAUUUCGUUGAGCUCGAUUUUCCGAGUGUCACAGCGAAAAAGUGCUAUCAUAUAAAGAAGCAUAAGCAACUCAUUGAUAGGCUAAACACAGAAGAUGGCGAGAUACGGUUCUCAACGACAGAUCUCCAUGCCGCGAAUUAUCAUUUAGUUGGCGCGGAUUUGCGACACGCAUCGGAUCUGGCGAACAAAUUGAAACAAGCCGAAGUGAACUUCAAUUUGCCGACCUUAUUCCUGGCAGAGUGCGUGCUCGUUUACGUGGACUCCGGUGCCACCUGCCUUCUACUCAAAUAUCUAGCUGAAAACUUCUCCAACAGCUUGUUUGUCAAUUACGAGCAAGUCAACAUGCGCGACAAAUUUGGCCAAGUAAUGUUGUCCAACUUGCGCAGUCGAGGCUGUCUGCUGUCCGGCGUCGAAGACUGCGAGUCUCUCGAAUCGCAGCAGAGGCGCUUCACGCUCAAUGGAUGGGAAGGUUCCAAUGCUUGGACGAUGGUUGAAGUCUACGACUCACUGCCCGAGUCAGACAGGUUACGUAUUGAACGCAUCGAAAUGCUCGACGAAAGAGAGCUACUUGUUCAACUUCUACAGCACUACUGCAUCUCUAUCGCUUGGAACGGAAGUACCUUUAAGAAUUUCUCUAUAGCACAGGGAUAAGCUUGUACCUGUUUUGUGUGGAGAUAUCCUCCCGUUGGCGCCGUUGCAUCUAAUCAAGAGCUUUCCCAAUCGUUUUUUCAAUUCAAUCGUUCAUGAGAAUCUUCUAACCAUAACGCGUCUCGCUUUAAUUGUUUUACCGAGCCAUGUGCCUUUUUUUAUAUUUUAUUUUCAUUUACGAACAGCACGUGAUUCGUACAGACUGAUCUUAAUUAGAAUUCAUUAAUUAACUCAUACCAAUUCUAUUUUUUUCUUCAGUUUGCGUGUUCAUUUUAUCAAUCGCGUAAAAACGAGAGCGCGACAAAUUUGGAAAAUUUAUUUUUGUUACCCAAUCUGGUCGCUCGCUUCUUAUACUCCAUAAACUUUUUUUAGAAUUUUCAGCUUCUCAUUUUGUAAUAUACAUAUACAUAUAUACAUACGUACGUAGAAAUACUGGCUCAUUAUCAUUGUCUAUUUAUCAUGUUUUUCACGCAUUUCAACUAUUAAAUAUAUUUUUAUAUCGCGACGUAAAUUGCAUUUUUGAGUACAACAAAAAUAUAGCACAACAAUAGCUUUAGACUAUUUGUAAAAUAACAUCAUAUUAAGUAUUGAAAAGUAUAAUAAAAUAUUUUACUAUGGAAAAUUUAUUUUACUAUGAUAGUGCUUGACAAAUGAUCAUGGGUACUUUCAAACUUCAUUGGUACAUUACACGAUGUUCAAAAAUUUUUAAUUGGCUAGAUUUGUAUCACAUUUCUUUAAUAUCCAAUGUAAAUGAUUUGAUAAAAAGAAAUAGUUUAAUUAACAUGAAUAGAUUUACAGUAAGAGGCCAAAUAUGUCUUGAUAAUAAAAAUAUCUUUAGCCAAAGAUAAAUAGCGUUAUGAAAAUAAAUGCUAUGUAAUGAGUGAAAUGCACGGUAAUCGAUGUGCAACGAAAGUAAAAUUGUAUUGAAAGAAAAUAUUAACAUUAGAACUAAAAAAAAUUUCCUUUCAACUAAUUAGUUGUUAUUUUUUUGUAUAGAAAUAUAUUUUUUGAGUAUUGAUCUAAAAAACUUCGUACUUUUCUUUUUAAUUGUUGGAACGAAAUAUAGUGUUAUAUGUACAAUUUAUUGUAAACUCUUUCUCCGAUAUGUCUAUAUGAUAUAUAAAUACGUGUUAAAAAUAGGCGACCAUUUGCGCCGUUAUUAUUUUUUGAUCGAUUAAAAUUGGAAUACCACAGGUCUAUAACGAAUACCUUUUAAUAUCAAUAACAAUCAAAAAUGCAUUCACAUUUGUUUUAUUUACGUCGCUGAUAGCUGAAUUUAUUAUUCCAUGUGUAAUUUUUUUUUGGUAAAACGAUUGCUCAUAACUGUAACUGCUUUAACGUAAACUACAUAUAACAAGGUAUAUGUUAUAAAUCUAUUGAAUCCUGAUUUUGCCUCCAUCUCCAUUAAAGAAUAAUUAUGGAGCAGAAAGUUACUUAUUAUCAACACGUAUUUCUAUAUCUAUAUACGUGUCUGAGGGGGGGGAGGCAAAAUAUACGUGAUGUAUUCGAAUGUUUAUUACAGUUUUGGAAAAUUGAAUUAUUUCAAAAUGAAAAUAUUUCAUCUAUUAUCUAUGUAGUAUACAAUCAUUAUCAUCAGACGUCUAUCAAGUUACGUGUAUGUAUGUACACUAUCAAUUAUGUAACUUGAGUUCCAAAUUACAUUUUGUUUUCAAAAUUUAUUGUAAUAUUUAUUUCUUUAAAUACCUAUUUUUGAAUACGUAUUUCAAACUUAUGGAAUAAUAUAUCUAUAUUAUUCAACUGUCUUAAAUUCAAAUAUA
Molecule: messenger RNA, 3175 nt
Organism: Phymastichus coffea
Lineage: Eukaryota; Metazoa; Arthropoda; Insecta; Hymenoptera; Eulophidae
Product: leucine carboxyl methyltransferase 1
Exons: 4
Coding region: 450-1400 (316 amino acids)
Biological process (GO): C-terminal protein methylation
Cellular component (GO): cytosol
Molecular function (GO): protein C-terminal leucine carboxyl O-methyltransferase activity
Source: RefSeq, a predicted model, not a curated record